UCCCUCUUCUUCCUCCUCCUCCUCAUCCUCUUGAUCUCAAUCCUGUGCUUCUUCUUCUUCAUCAUCAUCAUCCCUCUUCGCUCAUCACCCAACAAUGUCUAAUUUCACUUAUACUUCUGCUUUCAACUUAUCUGAGUCUCCUUUUAAUCCUGCCAUUGGUUCUUCUUCUUCUUCGUCGUCUUCCUCUGCGUUCGUAUCCCCCGAUGAUGAUACCGACGACGCUUGCAGCAUCUGUCUCGAGCCUUUCACUGUCCAGGACCCUUCCACUGUUACCAGUUGCAAACAUGAAUAUCACCUUCAGUGCAUCGUUGAAUGGACACAGAGAAGCAAAGAGUGUCCUAUUUGCUGGCAAUUGUUUGUUUUGAAAGAUCCUGCUAGCCAAGAGCUUUUGUCAGCUGUGGAGAAGGAAAGGCUGAUGAAAACCAGGAACGUAUCUUCAUCCUCACCAAGGUCUAUUCAUCACUCCCAUGAAGAUUUUCACUCAGAUGAGGAGGAAUCACAGUUUAGCAGCUUUGAUGAACAAUUCUUGAGGCAGCUCACUGAAGCUGCUCAUAGACGUUGUUUGCUUCGAAGGAGGGAGACUCAGAUAUCCUCAAGUCUUGUUUCUCCUAGUGAUCUCACUACGGUUCAUCCUACUGAUAUGGCCAAUCUUGAUCACAAUUCUGCUGUUAUUUCCAAUGUUGAACAUCGGAACACAAACCUUUGUCUGACUCCUGGAUCAACAACUCCUGCCUCUGAUCACACUUCUAAUCCUGCAGAUAGCAACAACGGAUCCAGAAUCUCCCCUGGCUUUUCUCCAUCUCGUUCAUCUCAAAGUCCAAAUUCACCUGAAGCAUCCUCUCUUCCGGAAGCCAUUAAAUCCAAAUUAGCUGCUGCUUCCGCAAGGUACAAAGAGUCAAUCUCGAAAAGUAAACAAGGUCUUAAGGAGAAGCUACUUGCACGCAAUAACUCUGUGAAAGAACUGAGCAAAGGAGUUCACCGUGAGAUGAACGCAGGAAUAGCUGGGGUUGCACGGAUGAUCGAACGCUUGGAUCUUGCUUCGAAACGUUUUGGAGGUUCUACUCAUGUAUCAACAACCUCCACUACUACUUCUGCUUCUGGAUUCAACUUCUCAUUCAAAGGGAAGCGUGUUGAAGCCAAUUCCAAGUCUACCAACGAUGGGGACAAAACCGAAUCUCAUUAACAUAAGCUGCAGGGAGAAGAAUCAUGCUAAGUAAAAUCAAACGAAGGGAUAAGACCUAUAAUGCAAGCGAUGUACGUUUUCAAGUGAAUCAACUUUACUCGUUGGUCUUCGCAUCCUGCAUUGUUCAGAGCUAAUGGUCUCUCUCUCUGUGUUCUCGUUUUUGCUAUUGGUACGUAGAAGACUAAAAUAAGCAAAAUCCUUCUCUGAGUAAUCUUCUUCACUACUCAGAUUUUCAAGGAGGCAAACUUUUUAUUAAUUAAUUUUCAGAGGAUAAUGUUUUAUGUUUUUCACUCUUAGACUGGAAUUGGAUUAGUCGGCUGUUAAUCAUUAUUCCAUUAAGAUUCUAUCU
Eutrema salsugineum is the source of this 1532-nucleotide messenger RNA. RefSeq names its product E3 ubiquitin-protein ligase RHF1A. The transcript is spliced from 8 exons. Bases 95 to 1183 code for a protein of 362 amino acids. NCBI's taxonomy places the organism in Eukaryota, Viridiplantae, Streptophyta, Magnoliopsida, Brassicales, Brassicaceae. The record is from RefSeq and is a predicted model, not a curated record. Gene Ontology annotation, molecular function: ubiquitin-protein transferase activity.